CCAACUGCAAUGGCCUCCUCCAGCAAAGCUACAAUUGAUACGGUUGACAUAGUGGUGAUCGCGGUCUACUUUGUUCUGGUCCUAGCUGUCGGUAUUUGGUCCAUGUGCCGCUCCAACCGCAGUAACGUGAGUGGAUACUUUUUGGCUGGAAAGGACAUUGUUUGGUGGCCGGUCGGGGCUUCGCUCUUCGCCAGCAACAUCGGCAGCGGCAGCUUCAUCGGCCUGGCCGGCACCGGAGCAGCAUCUGGCAUCGCAGUGGCCGCAUAUGAGCUGAGCGGUCUCUUCACGCUGAUUUUGUUGGCUUGGAUAUUCGUUCCUGUGUACAUCACAUCUGGGGUGGUCACGACUCCUGAGUACCUGCAGAAGAGACAUGGAGGCAAGAGGCUGCGGGUUUACCUCUCCUUCCUGAACCUCAUCCUCUGCAUCUUCACCAAGAUCUCCUCUGAUAUGUAUGCAGGGGCUAUUUUCAUUCAACUUACACUGGGCUGGGACCUCUACACAUCUAUUCUUGUGCUGCUGGGUAUCACCGCUCUCUACACAAUCACAGGGGGACUGAAGGCUGUGAUCUACACAGACACCUUCCAGCUGGUCAUCAUGCUCGUGGGCAGCUUUGUCCUCAUGAUCCUCAGUUUCAUGAAGGUGGGCAGCUUUGAGGAGCUGCAACUCCGCUACUCUAGGGCCAUGCCAAACGUCACGCUCGCAGGGAACACGACCUGUGGAACCCCGCGGUCCGACGCCUUCCACAUCUUCCGCGACGCCACCCAUGGAGACUAUCCCUGGCCUGGUGUAGUGUUGGGCAUCCCCAUCCUCUCUGCCUGGUACUUCUGCACUGACCAGGUUCUGGUGCAGAGGUCAAUUUCAGCCAAGAACCUCACGCACGCCAAAGGCGGGUCGGUGCUGGCGGCCUACUGCAAGUUCCUGCCUCUCUUCCUCCUCAUCUUGCCAGGAAUGAUCAGCCGUGUGCUUUUCACAGAGGAGGUGGCGUGCGCGACGCGGGAGACCUGCCUGGAGGCCUGUGGGAACCCUGCCGGCUGCACCAACAUUGCCUAUCCCAAGCUGGUGGUGGAGCUCAUGCCUCCAGGGCUGAAGGGUGUCAUGCUCGCGGCUAUGAUGGCUGCCUUAAUGAGCUCGCUGACGUCCGUCUUCAACAGCAGCAGCACCAUCUUCACCAUGGACUUGUGGGCUCGCCUACGGCCCCGCGCGAGCGAGCGAGAGCUCAUGAUCGUCGGCAGGGUCUUUGUGUUGGUCUUGGUGGGGCUGAGCAUCGCGUGGAUCCCCGUGCUGCAAGCCUCACAGAGCGGGCAGCUUUUUGACUACAUCCAGUCUGUGACAGGAUACUUCGCUCCACCCAUCCUCAUGGUCUACCUGCUCUCCAUCUUCUGGGAGGGAUUCAAUGAGCAGGGCGCCUUCUGGGGUCUCAUGGCUGGCUUUCUGACGGGCGUCAUCCGCAUGGGGCUUGACUUUGGCUACGGAACGCCGGCGUGUGGCGACCCGGAUCCGCGGCCUCCUGUGCUGGCUCGCGUGCACUUCCUGCACUUCACGGUGCUGCUCUUCGUUCUCGUGGGCGCCGUGAUGGUGGCCGUGUCGCUUGUUACCCGGCGAUCGGCGGGAACGAAGAGGGACCUGGCCGGUCUGACAUGGUGGAGCCGAUGGAAUGUAGGUGCGGGCACCUCUGCGGACGCGUCUGGAAAGGACUCUCCCGGCCGUACGGAUGGCGAUGACAACCCCACAUUCACGAUGGACGUGAGUGGCUCGGCAGCUCACCUACAGGACAACGGCAAAGACCGGGAGACCCUCGGAGAGCAGGAGCUCGAACUGAGCAUCCACUCAGAUGCCGACACCGACAAAGGGAAGCAGAGCCGACCAGGAGUGGCCAGGUGGCUUCUGCACGCCGGCACGUGGUUCUGCGGCCUCUCAGGGUCCUCGACGGCCCCGUCCAGCGGAGGGGAUGACCCCAGAGCUGUCGUCGGACCCGAGUCCAUCCGCGAGACGCGGACGUGGCGACGUGUGGCCGACAUGAAUGCGCUGCUCAUCGCGGUGCUCGGAAUCUUCGUUUGGGGGUUCUUUGCAUGACAGGCAGCAGGGAGCAGGGAGGGGGCUGGUACUGUAUGGUGGCUGAGUCCCCAUAUUAAAAAAUGUCACUAUCGUAAUUAACACCAGUGACGGUUUUUCUGCAGCGUUCACCAGUUGGGAGUGUAACGUUUGUUGAAAUUUAGAUUAACAUCGACUCUGUUGAUGUCGCCCUUUUAAACAUGGACCCGUUUCAGCAGUGUUCUUCACUCGUUAUCAGAGGGGCGUCACUUUUGCCGAUAAGACAUCAUCAGUGUGAGGGCCGCUACGCCACCCUGCCACGAUUUGUUGUGUAUUGUCGGGGGCCUCGCGUCAGGGACCGCACUAAGGGGCCGUCCAUAAAUGACGUCACGCGAUUUUGGACGAUUUUUUACCCCCCCCCCCCCCUCGUCACACAAAGUCAGACCCCCUCUGAAAUAUGAUGUCACAAAGCUCUGCCCCCCCCCAAACCAUAUUUCCAUUUUAAAAAUAAAACAUGCUUUAAAUCGCUUUAAACUAUUGUCAUUGUAGUGUGUAUUUCAUGUGGCGCUGCACUCUGAUGUUGUAGAAGAAAACACGCAUUAAAAAGGAGGCGUUGGAAAGCUUAAAUUUAGCAUAAAAUUCACUUGAAAAUAUUCGUCUAACUAAAACUGCAGAUGUUCAGAAAAUUAUAUUGAAAUUAUCUUAUAAUUAUAAAAUAUUAAAAGUAAUUAUAACUAUUAAAAAAAUACUUGAAGCUUUGUAGUAAAACGAAGCAAAAUUGAGAGUACAAUUAUCACAAGCACAUAUUUAUUCCACAGAAUGAAAAGCCUUGGGAGAAUCAUUAGAGUCAAAAUGUUGAAUAACAAUCAUCAAAAAAUGUUCAAAAUGUAUGCUUCUCCAUUCUCCCAUGGAGAAGCAAAAUGCUCCUUCAUGGAAUAAAUAAAAGGUGACCUUAGUAAAUUUUAAUAACCAAAUAGUUAAUAACAAGGCCGUAUUAAAUUUCGAUUUAAAGCUUUCGUGACUGCAGGGAUUCAUCUUAUUGGUUCUUUCGGUAAAGUCACG
Lethenteron reissneri (Far Eastern brook lamprey) is the source of this 3093-nucleotide messenger RNA. RefSeq names its product sodium/mannose cotransporter SLC5A10-like. NCBI's taxonomy places the organism in Eukaryota, Metazoa, Chordata, Hyperoartia, Petromyzontiformes, Petromyzontidae. Gene Ontology annotation, biological process: transmembrane transport. Gene Ontology annotation, molecular function: D-glucose:sodium symporter activity. Gene Ontology annotation, cellular component: plasma membrane. The record is from RefSeq and is a predicted model, not a curated record.